This is a messenger RNA of Caenorhabditis elegans, 1998 nucleotides long. It is a transcript of the gene shw-1, whose product is annotated as BTB domain-containing protein. Gene Ontology annotation, molecular function: monoatomic ion channel activity; voltage-gated potassium channel activity; voltage-gated monoatomic ion channel activity. NCBI's taxonomy places the organism in Eukaryota, Metazoa, Nematoda, Chromadorea, Rhabditida, Rhabditidae. Bases 1 to 1860 code for a protein of 619 amino acids. The transcript has 12 exons. The record is from RefSeq and is marked reviewed. Gene Ontology annotation, cellular component: membrane; voltage-gated potassium channel complex. Gene Ontology annotation, biological process: potassium ion transport; protein homooligomerization; monoatomic ion transport.
AUGUCAUCCAAAUCACUUCCCAACUACGAUAGGACGUCAGACGACGUGGAUGCAUCGAAAGAAGUCGUCGAUACUCCAAUUCAAACAAUCAGUUCUUCACAUGUUUCUUUCCAAAUAACUACUGAUCCAGUACCAUCGAUGGAUUAUCUUUCAAUUCAUGAAGAUGACACAUCAAUGUCUUCAUCAGAACGUACAAUCGAAAGGGGAUUCUCAAGAUAUGGGAGAAAAAGAUCAUCGGUCCGGAUGCUACUCGACGAGGUCAAUAUGACUGAUCGGAAAACAUCCUGGAUGGACACAGAACAUCGGGUAAUCCUGAACGUAGGCGGUAUCCGACACGAAACCUACAGUCACGUGCUAAAGAAGAUUCCAGCCACGCGAUUGUCCCGCCUGACUCCAAACUUGGCAAAUUACGAUCCAGUCCUAAACGAGUACUUCUUCGAUAGGCAUCCGGGAGUAUUUUCCAUGAUUCUAAAUUAUUAUAGAACUGGUAAACUUCAUUAUCCAACAAAUGUUUGUGGUCCGUUAUUCGAGGAAGAACUUGAGUUUUGGGGUCUCGACGCUAAUCAAGUGGAACCGUGCUGUUGGAUGACGUAUACACAACACAGAGAUACACAAGACACCCUAGCUGUUAUUGAAUCAUUGGAUUUGGAUGGGGAUCCACCGACACAGGAAGAGAUCGCAAAAAAGUUUGGGUGGGAAGAUGACUAUUACACUGGAAAUAUGUCACAAUGGCAACGAUUAAAACCCAGAGUAUGGGCAUUAUUUGAUGAACCAUGGAGUUCCAAAUAUGCAAGGGUGAUAUCAGUUGUCAACAUCAUUUUCGUCAUCAUAUCAAUUGUUUGCUUCUGUUUAAAGACACAUCCAUCGUUUCGAAUUCCUGAUAUUGAUAUUUCAACAACAAUGGGAAAUUUUAGUGCUCCACUAAAUGGCGUUCAGAUGAAUAAUAUUUAUGUUGGAAAAACAGCAACGAGAGCUCAUCCCUCGUUUUUCUACGUGGAGUUGUUAUCUAAUAUUUGGUUUUCUGGAGAGUUCUUGACCAGAAUGGUGUUCUGCCCAAAUGUUGCAACAUUCCUUCGAACACCGGUCAACCUAAUCGACUUUAUUGCUACUGUGUCAUUUUAUAUCGAUUGGGCUCUUGAUCGAACUCUUUCCGGGUCAAACAGAGAUUCUGUUGAAUUCUUCUCAAUCAUCAGAAUUCUUCGGCUAUUUAAAUUAACUCAACAUUCCACUGGCCUCAAGAUUUUAAUUCAAACAUUCAAAGCAUCUGCUCAGGAAUUAUUUCUCUUAGUUUUCUUUGUUCUUCUUGGUAUUGUGAUAUUUGCUGCACUGGUUUAUUAUGCUGAAAGAGUUGAACAUAACGAAGAAAAUCAAUUCUCGUCGAUUCCGGUUGGAUUAUGGUGGGCUGUAAUUACAAUUUGUACAAUUGGUUUUGGAGAUUUGGUUCCUCAAACAUCACUUGGCCGUUUAGUUGGCUCUGUGUGUGCUCUAAUGGGGGUGCUCACAAUUGCUCUUCCGGUUCCAGUUAUCGUAUCCAACUUUGCAAUGUUUUACUCACAUGCACAAGCACGAUCUAAACUUCCAAAGAAAAGACGAAGAGUUCUUCAACCACACGAAAUUAAGCCAGUUGUUGGAAGAAGUACAACUGCAGUUAUGAUAAGUGCUCUCACACAAAGAGGUCCAGUUAGUGGUGGAGGUUCAAAUCCUUCAGAUGGAGGCCCUCUCUCUGCGUUUUCUAACAACACUCCACUUCUCGUGUGCCCACCUGACGGAUCCACAAAACCUAAAAAACUCAGUCAAAACAAGAAUGGAGGGACCACACCGAUUCAAAACAAUGGAUCCAAAGCGAGCAAGCUAAUCUGAAGUUCUUUAUUGUUCAGUUUGUAUUUUCUCGAAUCGAACAAUUGUUUGUAUCUUGCAAGAACCCCAUCACAAUUUUUGUGAACCCCUGUUAUAUUCAUAUCCACAAUUUUUUUGGAUUUAUAUGAAUUAAUUUAUUGA